AUGGUGCAUCAAAUUACAUAUACUUCUAAUGAAAUUCCUCAAUUGUGUGACAGAGUGCACAAGGACUACCUAUCAAAAAGAAAAUCAGAUUCUCAACCUAGAUAUUUGAUAUCACUUGCAGGCGUUCCCGGCUCUGGUAAAACAACAUUUGCUAAUGCUAUAGCCAAAAGACUUUCAACUUUUGCAAAAGUGGUAGUACUAUCUCAAGAUGGGUUUCAUUUAUAUCGCUCGGAACUAACAUUAAUGGCAGAUCCAAAGGAGGCUUUUCGAAGACGGGGUGCUCCUUUUACUUUUAACGCACAGGCUUUUGUCAAUUUGAUCUCAAAAUUGAAGGACCGUUCCCAAACCAUCAAAGCACCUUCUUUUGAUCACAAAUUGAAAGAUCCGAUAGAAGAUGAUAUAGUGAUACACGGUAAUGUAGACAUUAUAAUAAUCGAAGGAAAUUAUGUAUCACUUCGAGACAAAUACUGGGAUGAAAUUGAAAAUUUUGUUGACGACACUUGGUUUAUAAAAACCCCUGAAAAUCUAGUUCGAGAGAGAAUUAUUAAACGCCAUUUGAACGCAGGAAUAGCCGCAAAUGAAAAAGAAGCAGCCGAAAGAGCCGAUGGGAGUGAUAUGCAAAAUGCUCAUUAUAUAGAUGGCAAUUCUAAGCCCACCAAAGUUCUAAUUCUAUCCGAAUAG
Candida albicans SC5314 is the source of this 681-nucleotide messenger RNA. RefSeq lists its product as uncharacterized. The coding region runs from base 1 to 681 and encodes 226 amino acids. Lineage: Eukaryota; Fungi; Ascomycota; Pichiomycetes; Serinales; Debaryomycetaceae. Gene Ontology annotation, cellular component: cytoplasm. The record is from RefSeq and is a predicted model, not a curated record. The transcript has a single exon. Gene Ontology annotation, molecular function: ATP binding; kinase activity.